Messenger RNA from Histoplasma capsulatum G186AR, 6609 nucleotides. RefSeq lists its product as uncharacterized. The record is from RefSeq and is a predicted model, not a curated record. Gene Ontology annotation, molecular function: small GTPase binding; guanyl-nucleotide exchange factor activity. Bases 1 to 6609 code for a protein of 2202 amino acids. The transcript has a single exon. NCBI's taxonomy places the organism in Eukaryota, Fungi, Ascomycota, Eurotiomycetes, Onygenales, Ajellomycetaceae. Gene Ontology annotation, cellular component: cytoplasm; plasma membrane. Gene Ontology annotation, biological process: small GTPase-mediated signal transduction.
AUGCCCUGGCGACCUCUUCCUCGGAUUGCAUUCGCUGUCGCAAUCUAUCCCUUCCAGCCUUCGUCUCCCGCGGACCUCCCACUAGAACUUGGCGAUGAACUUUACAUAAUUGAACAAGGAGGGGCUAAUGGAUCUUGGUAUCGGGGUUAUCUCGUUGCGCCUCCUUCACUACUGGCGGGCUUAACCAGCGUGAAGGGGCGCACGCUCGAGGCAAGGGUAUUCUCAGGAAUCUUUCCCAAAAAUUGCGUGGAGGUGCGAGAGGUCCUAGGUGAUGUAGACGGGUCAAGAGACGGCAGAUUGAGCACUCAGCUCCCUCCAAGAAAAUAUGCUGGCUCGAGAACCAGCACCGCAUCCCCUGACAGUUUUUCCCUCACGGAUGGCAGGACGCUUGCCACUAGCGUAGGUGACCUUAAAGCGUCGCGGAAGAUAUCCCAAAUUACAAUUAUAAAACUAGAGGAAAAAGGAGGUAGCCGACGAUCUGUGUCCCCUUCUUUGCCAUUGACACCGAUAUCCUUAGGCCCCCGUGACCCUAGCGCUGUUAAACCACCUGCCCCUGUCCCCAUGCUGAAAAUUGGUGAUGAAACGCCCACUUCGGCCGCAGAGCCUCUCGUGGACGAAAUCGCGUCAUGUUUACGGGAAUGGCAUUCUACAAAUAUACACCAACUCCUCUUGACUCGACAAUACACGACUCUUGAGAAUAUGUCGAAUAUUGUUUUAGAACUAGACCUUGCACGACGACAGUUGUUGCACAAUGUCCUAACAGCGCAAGAGCGUGCGGCCUUGCGAGAAGAAACUGUGUGGAAUCUCGUCCGGGGAAAUAAAAUGCUGAGCGGGGAAGUGGUUGUUCGCGAUCCAAAACAACGAGGCCGCUUGCUUACUGGAGACGAUUCAGCGGUGGAAUUGACCAAGCUUCAAUCCGAAAUGAGCAUGCUUGAUCGUGGACUUACUCCUCUACUCGAUAAUAUCUCUCUCCAUCAUCUGCUUCUUGAAGUGAAUGCAGUUUCCGGGACGGAUGCUGGUUCGAUCACUCUCGCCGCCAGUCUAUGGUUGAAACAAGCAAAUGGAGAUAUACGACAACUUUCAGAAACCUACUCUUUAGACCUGCCGACCGCUGAAACUUUCGCUACGUUGGUUAACAACACUAAGUUGAAGACCCUCUUUACGGACUUGAGUGCUACUGAUAUUGGAGAAGGAUCUAACUCCGAUUCGAAGCUGUACCUUGUCAUCAAGGCCUUGGGAUCUGAGUCACCUAGGAUCAAUGCACCACCAAAAUCUCGGUCAUCGAGCUCCCGUGAUGGGUCCUUAUCAAAUAAAGUGGCUUCGGGUAUCAAUAGCGCCGGAAAAGGUAGCUUGAAGGCCAGGCGUAGUAUGAUGUGGGGCGCCAAAUCUAGAGGUUUAGGUCCUGAAAUUGGAAAAGAGCAAUCAAGACAUCCACCACAGUCGAGCGACUCGGUUACAGCCAAGCCUAGCGAAACUGAUACCCCCGGUAAAGAGCGCACAGUUAUCAGAGUAGUGGGGCUUGGAGCACUGGAUAUAAGCGCCAUAGCCAAGCAAGGUAGGGAGGUCGAGCAGGUCGUUAAUAUCUGGUCCCCCCUUCGUGCAAACGAUGAAGAGGAUGACUACUCUGAUGGCUUCGAUGAGAUCGUACGGUCCCUUCUCUAUAGUCCGACAAAACAGUAUGUGAGAUCGCUUCGCGCGGCAAGGGUCCAUGUACAGCUCCACCCAUUCACUAGCGAAGAUGCUGAGACGCUUGUACGAAACAACCCUACUUCCCUCCAUAACGUCACACACACAAAACGAAUUGGAUUUUCCGGAGCGCCAACUAAACCAAGAUCCGAUAUCUACGUCACGAUUAAUCGAGCAACCAUCUCACAAGAGGCCCUGCUUUCUCAUCCGAUCAACUGUCAGGUUCCGGUCCCGCAGGUUACAGGUUUACGGAACCUCCAGUUGACCCUCGAAGUCCGUAAUACGGCAGGAGUACGGAUUGAACAUUGUAUCUACCCUUCCUCCAACGGACCAGGCCAAACUGCGUGGAGAACUACUGUUGCAGAGAGAGGCGUCCCUUGGAACCAAACGAUUCGAUUGAACAUUCCCCCAGAUCAAGUCCCCACUGCGCAUCUUGUUAUGAGCAUAGCUGAUGCUCCUGAGUUUCCCUUUGCUUUGAGCUGGAUGCCUCUGUGGGACCAACAAGCAUUUAUUCGUGACGGCCCUCAUUCCUUGUUAUUGCAUGCUUACGACAAGUCUACUUCAAACAUUGAAAAUGGUCGCGGCGCAUAUUUAUCCCUUCCCUGGAGUGCACUUGGAAAGAACGAAUCUACUAAAGACGAAGCUGUUACUGGUCCUCUAGCAACACUGUCCCUAGAAACGGAUCUCUGUAGUACAGAAUACUCACAGGAUCACGUAAUUUUGGGCCUCAUAAACUGGCGAGAACGGUCGCCAACGGAGGUUCUGGAACUUUUAAAAAGAAUCGUUUUCGUUCCAGAAAUUGAAAUCGUUAAACAACUUCGGGAUGUGUUUGACGCUCUCUUUGGGAUUAUUGUGGAGAAUUCUGGAAAUGAAGAGUAUGAAGAUCUAGUUUUCAAUGACUUGGUCACUGUCCUUGGUAUUGUGCAUGACCGUCGAUUUAACCUUGGGCCUUUGGUCGACCACUAUGCCGAAAAACACUUCAACUUCCCGUUUGCUACUCCAUGUCUGAUUCGAAGCUAUUGCCGCCUUCUUCAAGCGACACCGGAUUCACAGCAAUCUCGUAACCUUCGUGCUGCCUUCAAAGUUGGACGACAUAUUCUAAAAUUCAUCAUUAACGCCAGGGAACAACAGAAAGCAAAGGAGGAAGGCAUCGGCAUCACAAAGGUUCAAUCGACCUUCAACCGGGAUUUACAUUUCAUCUUUAAGUCUGUGGAAGCUCUCAUGCAAAACCCUGCUCCUAUACUGGUCGGCAGCAAGACUCUGGUUGUACAGCAUUUUCAUACAUGGUUGCCCGAACUUUCAAAUGCGCUGACCAAGGAAGAAAUCAUUAAUAUUGCUGUGAGCUUCAUGGAUUCUUGCGAGGAUGUCAAGAGCAUGCUUAUCCUUUAUAAGUUGGUUUUGAUCCUUAACUAUAUCCGGCUUCCCCUGUUCGAGAGCCCAAAAGAUAGAGAAGCGUUAUUCUCUCACUGUGUCGACUGGCUCUCUCCAUACUGGGGACAGACAGACGAUGCUACUGACCAGUAUCGAGACCAGGUUCGACUCUGUUCGUCAAUUGUAGCGGAGCAACUAAAGCAUCCGUCCCCCGAAAUGUACGCAUACAUGCCCAAGGCUGUAGCAUCAUAUUGUGCUCUUGUUGCCGAUGGUGUCGAGGGAACGAAUUGGCUAUCAAUGCUGUUCAGCAAAACUUUCCCAUUCCAACUCAAACAGUCCAAUGUGACACAGAAAUUCGAGGAGAGUCUUGUAGAACUUGCAGCCAUUAUUGCGUCGCUCGCAACAAUACCCAAUCCGACCCCGCUAUCGUUGAAGGGCGAUGACCUAGCCUUGUUCUUGUCACAGGCGCUCGAGACCCAUAAAUCCAUCCUUAGCUGUGAAGCGUACCCUUCAACGUGGCUGAGUCUACAUAUUUAUCAUCACCGAUCGACCAUGAAAAGUCUAGAAUAUCUAUUAACGAUGCUGAUCAGCUCUUUUCUUCCCACGCCAGACGACGCGGAUAAUUUUGACAUGGAGCUAUGGAAAUUAUUUCUCGAGACUCUUCUGAAACUCGUCUCAAGUGAUGCGCUCACCCUCGAGACAUUCCCAGAGCAAAAGCGUCGAGCCGUGUGGAAAAUUGCCGGUGAUGUGCGCGAGCACGGUGCUGAUUUGUUACGGAGAGCAUGGGAAGCAAUCGGUUGGGAUACAAGUUCGGAAGAACAAGAGCGCUAUCUCGUGAAAAAGCUGGGCGGGUACCAAGUUCAAUAUGUCCCUAGCCUCGUUUGUCCUAUUAUCGAACUCUGCCUCAGUGUCCAUGAAGGUCUCCGGCAUGUCGCCGUUAUGAUCCUGCAGACAAUGAUCGUUAGCGAAUGGCAACUCAAUGAAGAUCUUUCAUUCGUGGAAGCUGAGAUAAUCUCCAGUCUAGACCUGUUAUUCAAAACAAAGAAUGUCAGUGAGAGUGGGACUCAGAAACUGUUUAUCAACGAGCUGCUGGACGUUUUUGAAAUAAACUCUUCAAAUCCGGAUGCAGACCUCCUUGUGGCGUUGAAAGAACUCGUUGCAACUGUCGACGAAUUGCUGGAUCUUUUGGUUGCAUCUCAAAAUGGUAAUAUCACGGGGAGCCUCAAUACCCUGAAGCUUAUGGAGUUUAUGAAAGACAUGGAAAAGGAGGAUAUAUUUAUUCGAUACGUGCACGAGCUUGCUCUUGGACAAAUUGCGGCGCGUAAUUACACUGAAGCAGGCCUUGCUCUUCAGUUCCACGCGGAUCUUUAUGACUGGGAUAUCUCCAAGCGGGUACCUGCGCUGACGAACCCCGUUUUCCAAGAACAGACGUCCUUUGAGCGGAAAGAGGCUUUGUAUUUUGAAAUCAUUCAACAUUUUGAGGAUGGCAAAGCUUGGGCACAUGCACUCUCUUGCUACCGGGAACUUGCACAUCAUUACGAGCACACCGUACUUGAUUUUUCCAAACUUUCAAGAACCCAGGCAUCGAUGGCAAAGAUUUACGAUGCCAUUGUCAAAGACAACAGUCCAUCUCAAAGAUAUUUCCGUGUUACAUUCAAGGGCCUUGGCUUCCCGGCUACCCUCAGGGAUAAGCAAUAUAUUUUCGAAGGGUCUCCGACUGAUAGGAUGGCGACGUUCACUGACCGUAUGCAAAAACAAUACCCAGCCGCCCAUAUCGUGUCUUCGGAUGAUAUAGACGAUCUUGAGGGACAAUUCUUGCGAAUUUCUGCUGUCAGUGUACAAAAAGAUAUGACUCACCCUGUCUACCAGCGAUCUAAGGUGCCCUAUUCAGUCCGAGAACAUUUGCUAUCCUCAGUGCCUUCCCAAUUUUCAAUAACCUCCAAACGACACACCAGUGGAAAUGAUGUGAAGGAACAGUGGGUCGUCAAAACUGUUUUCACAACAGCUGAACCCUUCCCGAAUAUACUUCGGAGAAGUGAAAUCAUCUCGGCGGAGGAAAUAGCCCUUACCCCUCUCCAAACAGCAAUUGAGCGAACCUGGCGCAAAACCCAGGAGCUCAUGAUACUUGAGAGGCAAGCCUCGUCUGGGGAGGACUUCAAUUUGACAGGCUUAACAGAAGUUCUAAGCCGCCUUCUUGAUCUUGAGUCAUCUCCUUCAAGCUGUGUUGCGCUUUAUCGACAAUUUAUAGUAGACGAGAGUAAAGCCUAUAUGAAUUCAGAAGAUGGCGGGACUGAGGAGCAGGCUCCACAUCCCGCCAACCCUCUGAACAACGCAAUGGCCGUUGCUUUGAUCGAUCAUACUCUUGCACUGAAACGUUGCCUCGCACUGUACAAUCGUCCUGCUUACCAAGCUACCCAGGCGGAACUUAGCAGCCGUUUCCAGGUCGUGUUUGCCCCAGAGGUUGCCUCUCUUACUCCUGUCUUCAGUGCUCCUGAAAGUGGAGAACCUCUUAGCCUUCUUAGCAGUCGCCCUGAACCGCUAAUUGCUCCUCGACCACAGCCUUUAACCCAACCCCGUUCCACCAGCCCCGAACAGGAACUCAUCCGCAGUACGCGUCGGUUUGAAACCCCUUCCGCUACUAAUAAAUCCCACGAGAAAACCAUCACCACCCACCGGAUCAGUCUGAAUCCUUUCAAACGUUCCAACCAUUCCGCCACUAACUCAAACUCUACAAUCACUGCCUCUACCAUUAACGAGGCACGACGGCAAUCCGAAUCUAAGCUGAACGGCACCCACACAUCGCGCCCGUCGACUGCAAAAACGGAGGCCACGGAUCCCGUAUCCGUCGGACUCAGCCGCUCUGCAAGCCGUCGGUCACGCAAUAGGAACCGCGACUCCGGGUCAAAGCGACGUAGCUGGUUUGGUGGUGGCGGUGGAAUCGAUGUGCGCAAGAAUAGCUUAUCGGUCUCUGCGCCUGCGACUUCUACUGAAGAUAUUCGCACAACACAGCAACGGAUAACAGAACGUGCGCGAUCUUCUCGAUCACAGGAUGAGAAAAAUGGCAAUAUUGCCCCCCAGCCAUCUAAUGCGGAGAACAACGACAACGUUGGUGUCAGUAACAGCAUUAGCAAUGCCGCUACAAAAGUGAGCCAACUUACUCGAGCGGUAUCGAAUGCAGGCCGUGGAACCAAGAGCAGCAGCAAUAAUAAAAACAAUUCUACGAUCGCGAGUGCGAGUUCCAAUAAUAACGGUCGUCCGGUCACGUCGGAACGGCUUGUUACAAAAGUGACAAUGCCGGUGCCGACGACUAUGACUACGACGGUUCAAAAUAACAAUAGCAAGCAUACCGUUUAUAAUUCCCACGGAGCGAAUGUUGGCGCCACGGUGACAGCAGAUGUUGCCGCUGCUGCAUCUGUUGCUGAUAGUAACGGUGGUGGUGGAGUUCGAGAUUCAAUGAUGAAGCGACUCAGCAUGUUGAAAGUUGGGAGGAAGACGAGUCGAUAUAAUGUGCGGGAUGGAGUUAGGGCCGGUGAGGUGUUGCGAGAGGAGUGA